Messenger RNA from Phodopus roborovskii (desert hamster), 2801 nucleotides. RefSeq names its product endoplasmic reticulum-golgi intermediate compartment 1 (gene Ergic1). The record is from RefSeq and is a predicted model, not a curated record. Gene Ontology annotation, biological process: retrograde vesicle-mediated transport, Golgi to endoplasmic reticulum; endoplasmic reticulum to Golgi vesicle-mediated transport. The transcript has 10 exons. Lineage: Eukaryota; Metazoa; Chordata; Mammalia; Rodentia; Cricetidae. Gene Ontology annotation, cellular component: endoplasmic reticulum; COPII-coated ER to Golgi transport vesicle; Golgi membrane. The coding region runs from base 262 to 1134 and encodes 290 amino acids.
UGGGUAGCAUCCCACUCCCGGCCCGCCUCAUCCCGCCGGCCCUUGGGCCCCUUUAACCGGGCGGCGGAAGGGGCGGCCGGGGGAGGCGGCGGCGCCCAAUGGGCUGCGCGGAGCGUCACUUCCCGGCGGCUGGAGGCGAGUGGCGAGUGUCGGGCCGGCUGGCGGGGGCGGGGCGGCCAAGGAGGCGUUGGCAGCGGGCUCGGACCCACGCGGCGCUGCAGCCCGCCUGGCCUGCAACGCUCCCACCAGCUCGGCGGCACGAUGCCCUUUGACUUCAGGAGGUUUGACAUCUACAGGAAGGUACCCAAGGACCUCACGCAGCCAACAUACACUGGUGCCAUUAUCUCCAUCUGCUGCUGCCUCUUCAUCCUCUUCCUCUUCCUGUCAGAACUCACCGGAUUCAUCACCACAGAAGUGGUGAAUGAGCUCUACGUCGAUGACCCAGACAAGGACAGCGGAGGCAAAAUUGACGUCAGUCUCAACAUCAGUUUACCCAAUUUGCACUGUGAAUUGGUCGGGCUUGACAUCCAAGAUGAGAUGGGCAGGCAUGAAGUGGGCCACAUUGACAACUCCAUGAAGAUCCCACUGAACAAUGGAGCAGGCUGCCGCUUCGAAGGCCAAUUCAGCAUCAACAAAGUCCCCGGCAACUUCCAUGUGUCCACACACAGUGCCACAGCCCAGCCUCAAAACCCGGACAUGACACAUAUCAUUCACAAGCUCUCCUUUGGGGAUACACUACAGGUCCAGAAUGUUCAUGGAGCUUUCAACGCACUGGGUGGAGCAGACAGACUCACCUCUAAUCCCCUGGCUUCCCAUGACUACAUCUUGAAGAUUGUGCCCACAGUGUAUGAGGACAAGAAUGGCAAGCAGCGUUACUCCUACCAGUACACAGUGGCCAACAAGGAGUAUGUUGCCUACAGCCACACGGGCCGCAUUAUCCCUGCCAUCUGGUUCCGCUAUGACCUCAGCCCCAUCACAGUCAAGUACACAGAGAGAAGGCAACCACUCUACAGGUUCAUCACCACAAUCUGUGCUAUCAUUGGUGGGACCUUCACUGUUGCUGGCAUUCUGGACUCCUGCAUCUUCACAGCCUCAGAAGCAUGGAAGAAGAUCCAGCUAGGCAAAAUUCACUGACGUCCUGCCCAGCCCAGUGACUGAGGACCAGGGACCCUGCUAGCCCGCCUCCAGCACCCUAUCUCCUUCUGCCUUCUUUGGCCAGUGUGUGUGGGAGGAGGGUGGUGGUGGUAAUGGGUGGCACAAGGUUCCACAGCUACCUCUUUCCCCAUGUUUUAGAUAAAUUAACACUGCCUGGAGUCAUGGUGUCCCUUUCCCUACAGAGCCCCAAGACUGGAGUGAGGCAUGGGGAGGUACUCCAAAGAUGCUGGUGACCCCUCAUGGGAUAGGGAAUAGCCCAGAGUCCCCACAGAGCAUCUCUCAGCCACGAUUUGACAAUCUUUAAGCCCCCACCAUUUGAAUACACUAACAGCUCAGUUUCUCCCCCAGCAGCCAACCUGAGGUCUCAGCCUUGGGACCAGGCUGCCCAAAGGUACUGCUGCCUGGCACUUUGGGCAUGGAAUGGUACUUGGCAGGCAAGCCCCUAGAUAUGGCAUUGUAGCUGGAACUUGCUUGUGCCCCAUUGCUUAGUGCCCAUCCUAGAGCCCGGGUCUUAUCCCUUGCCCCACGCCUGGUGCCCCUUCCUCUGUUGUCUUUGCUCUUCUGAAUUCCCCACCAAUGUGCCUCAGCCGCUGUGCUAUGUGGCAAUAGCAUUUCUUGGUGAAGGGGCUGGUUCCCACUAUGGCAAAGUUCCCUCGACAUACACUGUUACAUUCUGCAGUAUCAUGGUUAGGGCCAUGUGACUGGGAGGUGGUCCUUGGAGGACCAGGUAAAGCACAGUCUGUGCACUUCUGUCCAAUCCAGAAGCACCCUUCCCUACGAACCACCACUGAUCUUGUCUUGGCAUCCACCUUUGGUUCCAAGGCCUUAGCUGGGGGAAUGAAGCAGAUCAGCUUCUUCUCAUUGCACCUCUACCUUGUAGGCUCCCAAGGGUGCCCAGGGUUUGGGACCCACUUGCCAUUGACAUCUCCUGUUAGCUGAGCACAUACCAACAAGUUCCCAGCCCCAGGACACCCCAGUGUCUCCUCUCCUUCCCCCUGAGGUGGAUCCCUUCCCUCCUCCCCACCCUCAUCCUUCCCUUUUUGUCCUAAAGGGAGGGGCAGUGGUCCAGGCAUGAAUCCCAUGUGGAGAAUUUGAGCUAUGCUCUCAUGUCCAGAGAGAGCCGCAUGCCUGGGCUUCAUUUAUAUGAGAGUGCUUACAUACUUUUGUAAUGAAUGGGAGUCUCCAGUAGGAAGUGUUUUUAUUUUUGAUUUGUUUUUCUUGAGUAAUGUCUUAUGGGUAACUGGAUUCUCUGCCGCUUGUAAUUUUUGCCUCAGAAUUCCAAUUAGCAAAACUUCUGUUGUGUACGUAAACUGCCCCUGAUUUAUUUCUGGUAUUUGGCCACUUGGACGGACUUUUUUUUUUUUCUUUUUUUUAAACAUUCUGUUCCCCAAUUACAGAAACCAGUCCCUUUGGUGUGUAAAUCUGUCACCUGUGGAGGGUGGGGCAGGGAGGGACAGGGUGGGAAGUGUGUGGCAUGCAUAUGAGUUGAAAUCCCACUUUUGUGAGGGUACAGGGAUGUCGGUUUCCCAUGGAAGAGACACCUCUGGUCUGUUAUUCUUGUAAAGGUAUUCUUAAAGGGACAUAUGUUUCGAGUCUUUCCCACUCACUGGGUUCAAAUAGAUUAUUAAACGACUGCUUUUCAGAAA